GGAAGAAAACCAGUCAUUCAAAAUUUCCCGCCAAAGAGAUGAGAAUUGCCGAGGUAUCAACGCCGGAGCUCCGCCAAAUCCAACGUGACACGGAGGCUGACCACCACCGUCUCCUCUCACAAAUCGAGGUCACCGUCAAACAUCUCGAAGCCCACUCCACCGACAAACCCCCGCCGGCCACCGCCGCCGAUGAACUCCGUCGGUUCGUCACUCAGCUGAGUCAACUCGCUCCAUUUUCCAACUCCUUCAAGCUUCUGAUCUGGAAACUCAGCUACCGCCUCUGGAACGCCUGCGUUGACAUCUCCAACACCGCCACCAUCCGAUCCUCCCCGUCAACCACCGAAGCUGCCGCCGUAACCCACGCAAAACUCCGUCACAUCACCGCGGACCUCCUCUCCAUCGCCGGCGAAGUCUCUGGCGUCCCUUCUCCGGCGAUCAAGGCGGCGUCGUUCUACUACAAGACCGGUUUGAUAUGGCACAACCUCCGGAGAUUCGACCUUGCCGCGAAAUGCUUCGAGCGAGCCACCGAUCUGGUCUCGAAGCUCGACGUCGCUUCGAUUUCCGACGCCGGAGAGCGGAAACUGCUGCUGGACCUGAAUCUAGCUCGGUCCCAAACCGCGUGGGAGGUUCGGGACCCGAACCUCGCGGUUGCGCUGCUGAAUCGGAGCAAGGGCUUGCUAUUCGGUUGCAGCGAGCAUCACAAGGAGCUCGCGAAGCAGUUCAUGGCGUUUGGCAAGAGCUCGUUGUCGAGUAAUCGCGAUUUGGGUGAAGCGCUGAAGCUGAUGAACGAGGCGUUGGAGGGUUGCGAGAAGGGAUUAGGUGUGGCGAGAACACGGGAAGAGAAGGUGGAGAUCAGAGGGUUGAGGUGGAAGGUGUUGAGGUUCAUCGCCGCGAUUCAUCUGCAGAAGGAGGAGUAUGAGAGUGUGGUGAAGUGUGUGAAGGUUCUGAGAGAUUCCGCUGAUGGCGGUGAUGAUCACCCGAGCCUUUCGGUGCUGGCGAUGAAGGCGUGGUUGGGGUUGGGGAGGCAUGUUGAAGCGGAGAAGGAGCUGAGGGGAAUGGUGAUUGAUCGAGGGAUUCCGGAGGGUGUUUGGGUUUCGGCGGUGGAGGCGUAUUUUACUGCGGCGGGGACGGCCGGGGCGGAAACGGCGAAAGGGGUUUUCUUGGGGCUGUUGGGAAGGUGUCAUGUCAGUGCCGGCGCUGCGGUGAGGGUGGCGAAUAGGGUGCUUGGUGGUAGUGGAGGCGGUGAAGGAGGAAGAGUGAGGGCUAAAGUGGUGGCUGAGCUUGUGUCUGAUGAAAGGGUGGUGGCGCUCUUUGCAGGAGAGAAAGCUGCUAAGGAUAGGGUGGCAAUGCAUGCUAUUCUGUGGAAUUGUGGUGCUGAUAGUUUUCAAUCAAAAGACUACGAGACCAGUGCUGAACUCUUUGAAAAAUCUAUGCUAUACAUUCCAUAUGACACAGAGAAUAGAAUACUUCGAGCCAAGGGCUUUCGAGUUUUAUGCCUCUGCCACCUUGGUCUCUUGCAGCUGGAUCGCGCUCAAGAAUACAUUAAUGAGGCUGAAAAGCUUGAACCCAACAUUGUCUGUGCUUUUCUUAAGUUCAAAAUUUUUCUCCAAAAGAAAGAUCACCAAGGUGCUAUUAAUCAAAUUGAAGCGAUGACUGCGUGCCUUGACUUUCAACCAGAAUUUCUCUCACUUUCAGCCCAUGAAGCUGUUGCUUGCCAUGCUCUAACAGUUGCCGUUGCCUCUCUAUCUAGUAUGCUAAACUUUUAUGCUUCAGGAAAGUCCAUGCCUACUGCAGAAGUAACAGUUUUGCGCACCUUGGUAACAGUCCUCUCUCAAGAACAAGGUAAUGAGCAGCAAGUCCUCAAAUUUUUAAAACGCGCCCAUACACGAGCAUCUGAGCUUGGUCCUGAUUGCUUCUUUGGAAAAGAGGAGGUUGGGAAACGGGAGCGCAACUGGUUUGCUGUGACUUCAUGGAACUUCGGUAGAAAAACCGGGCAGGAUAAGAACUAUGAACUGUCAGCCGAAUUCUUAAGACUGGCAUCAAAUUUUCAUGCUCUAGUUAAAGAGUCUGAUACUGAGAACAAUGUCAUGGUUUGUAAAUCGUUAGUGCUUUCAGCAUCAUCAAUGAUAGCUUUAGAAUUUGAAAGGAAGACUGCUUUGUCAGAAACUGAAGUCAAGCAAGCUGCACAUUUGCUAGAUAGAGCGGGGCAGAUGCUAAAGUCAAUUUCAUCUGGGAACUCUGCUAACGAUGACCAGAUUAAUUCCAUGGAGCCUGAUCUUUUUUUCAUGUACACUUUCUGUGCAUUUGAUAUACAAGGCAGGCUCAAUAACUCAGGAUCACAACUCCUCAUUGUGAAAAGUUUUGCCAGUUCAAAGUUUUGCAAACCCCAGCACCUCCUUCAGAUUGGCCUCUCUGCCUCACAGGGACCGCGGUCUAAUCACGAAGUAGCCACGUUUGCUCUAAAUGAGUGCCUCUCAUCUUUCCUUUCAUCACCAGUUCCAGAUUAUCAGAAUAUUGCUCUUGUUGUCCGCAAGCUCAUAGCCAUUGCCAGCAUUCACAAGGGUGAUAACAAUGACGAUGUUGUACAUAGCAUGUACAAGCAAGCCAAGGGGAUAAUGGUUGGAUUAAAGGAAGGCGAGUAUCCGAUUGAAGAAGGAAAGUGGCUUUCCAUGACUGCGUGGAACCGAGCAGCGGUGCCAGUGAGGUUGGGUCAGCUUGAAAUGGGGAAGAAAUGGAUGACUGUGGGGUUGGACAUUGCAAAUCAUGUUCCAGGCAUGGAAACUUACAAAGCAUGCAUGGAAGAUCUCCUUAGGAAUUUGGAGAAAAAACUUUGAUAUGCAUGAAUUUCAAAUCCAGUUUCUAGCAGUUACAGAAUCCAUACAUAUCAUGUAUAGGAAAGAAGCCUAUAAAAAUGUAGAUAAUAUUGAUUUUUCAUUGAGAAUGUUCUAUAAGGAUCAUAUGAGCUGGUUUUGACUGCCAUGUCCUUGUUGUUGAAUUUAUAUAUAUAGAGUAAGCAUAGCAGAAACUAAUUGACCAACAAAACAUGUUAAUAUCUUAUGCUCCCAUUUAUUUUGGUCAUCCAAAA
This is a messenger RNA of Lotus japonicus, 3085 nucleotides long. RefSeq names its product TPR repeat-containing protein ZIP4. The transcript has 5 exons. Lineage: Eukaryota; Viridiplantae; Streptophyta; Magnoliopsida; Fabales; Fabaceae. Gene Ontology annotation, biological process: meiotic cell cycle; regulation of synaptonemal complex assembly. The record is from RefSeq and is a predicted model, not a curated record. Gene Ontology annotation, molecular function: protein binding. Bases 39 to 2834 code for a protein of 931 amino acids.